Messenger RNA from Lasiosphaeria miniovina, 4740 nucleotides. Its product is annotated as P-loop containing nucleoside triphosphate hydrolase protein. Gene Ontology annotation, biological process: transmembrane transport. The transcript has 5 exons. Gene Ontology annotation, cellular component: membrane. Lineage: Eukaryota; Fungi; Ascomycota; Sordariomycetes; Sordariales; Lasiosphaeriaceae. Bases 1 to 4740 code for a protein of 1579 amino acids. Gene Ontology annotation, molecular function: ABC-type transporter activity; ATP hydrolysis activity; ATP binding. The record is from RefSeq and is a predicted model, not a curated record.
AUGACGAUCGAUGGCUCCUUGCUAGCCAUUGUCGGAACGGGCUGUGUUGCCAUUGGCCUGUGUUCUCUUCCUACCGCGUCCGACAUCGUGACGCGCCUGGGAAAGCGAGAGCCAAAGCAAGAUUCCUAUGAAGAUGCCGACGGCAAGGCGACGCCCGAGUCGCUGGCGGCCUUCUCGGCCAAGCCGGCAAAGUCUUUCGUCCUCGUCUCUGCGGUAGCCGGAUGCACCAUUUCCCUUGCGCUCGCAUUGUUGGCUACAGGACCAGAAGGGCUGUAUCUGAUCAACUGGCUGAGCACGGGAGCUUGGGCGGCGCUGGUCUUUCAAGCCGUGGCCAUAGCUUCCAGCAGAAAUUUCAUCAAGGCAUACGACCUCGGCAUAUAUAGUUUUCUCUCGUCGGUAGUCCUUGCUAGCCUUCUCCUCAUCGAGGGAACCGAUACUUUUGACGACCUCAUCAAUGGCAGUCCGGCCUUGUUUGCCCUGCGCAUUGUCGAGCUUGCCCUUUCCCUCUGCCUUGCCGUCGCCAGCCUCUCCAUUCCCAGGAGACCCGAUGUUUUCUGGGGCAGAAGACCGGUCGACCGCAUGUUUUCGGUAUCGGCCUUCAACCGCUUCAACUUCGCCUGGGCUUCACAUCUCCUUAUCCUCGCUUCAAAGAAGAAGGAUCUGGACUUGGCCGACUUGAGCCGGCCCUGUCACCUGACUCGGGCCAAUGCCGUAUCUGCUGACUGGAAGAGACACAACUACCAGCACCGUCUGUGGCUAUCUGUGGCGCGGGCCCACUGGAAACCCUUUGCCCUGCAGUGGUUCCUGACUUUUUGUUCAUCGAUUCUGAACUUCGCCCCCCAGUGGGUCAUCUUGCAGCUUCUGAGAAUCCUCGAGGUCAACCGGGUCGGCACCAGCUUCGGAUUCGACGUUUGGAUUUGGGUUGUCUGGCUUGGUGUGGCCAUCACCGCUCAAUCAUGGGUCGAGUCUUGGAUAUAUUGGAUGUCCUGGGCAGACAUUACGCUCCCCAUCCGCGCCCAGCUAUCCGCCCUCAUUUUCGAGAAGGCAAUGCGCAAAAAGGAUGUCAAGGGCACGGGCAGCUCCAAGAAGAAGGGCCGGGCUGCCGAGUCUGUUUAUUCCGCCGUUGAUGGGCCUGCCGGCGAGUCGACAGCUCCGGACCGGCCCGAGACGGACACCGAGACCGGCGAGGAUGAUUCUGAGGAACUCAAAAAGACGAAACAGAGCACCGUAAAUCUGAUUGGUGUCGACGGAAAGCGAGUGGGAGACUUCUGCUCCUAUCAGAAUAUGUUUCCCGGCAGCAUUUUUAAGCUCAUAGUAUCUCUCUGGUUCCUGGUCAGUCUUUUGGGAUGGAUUCCGCUUCUAUCGGGCCUGUCUGCAAUGGCUGCCAUCAUGCCAUUCAACAUCUACUUCUCCAAGAAGUACGCCGCCGCACAGGACCGUCUGAUGAAGGUCAGGGACGAGAAGAUGGAGAUUGUCACGGAAGCGCUUCAGGGAAUCCGUCAGAUCAAGUUCUCGGCCCUUGAGCCCGAGUGGGAGAGAAAGAUUGGAACCGUCCGAGAAAGAGAGCUCGGUGCCAUCUGGGACGUGUUCAUGGGCGACACUGCACUGCUAGCAUGCUGGGUUACAAGCCCGAUAUUGCUGUCGGCUAUUUCCCUGGCUGUCUACGCUAUCGUGAAUGGGACGCUCACGCCCUCGGUGGCCUUUGUGAGUCUUGGUGUUUUCAAGGCUCUCGAAGUCACCUUGUCAGUCGUGCCCGAACUCACCACAGAUGCGCUGGACGCCUGGGUUUCGAUCAAGCGAAUCGAGGAAUACCUCGACUCCCCAGAAGUUUCAAUAUCUUCGCGGGUCUCUGACGAAGUCUCGUUUGACAAUGCCUCUGUAGCCUGGCCGUCGGACGACAAGGUUGACGAGGAGGAGCGGUUCGUCCUUCGAAGUAUCAGCGUCACCUUCCCGAAAGGAGAGUUGUCGGUAAUAUCAGGCAAAACUGGAACAGGAAAGAGCCUGAUGUUGGCCGCUAUCCUCGGAGAGGUAGACGUGUUGGGAGGCACUCUCUACGUCCCGCGGGCUCCUUCACUAGCUGAACGCCAUGACGACAAAGCAAACAAAGCCAAUUGGAUCAUCCCAGAAGCUAUCGCAUACGUGGCGCAGAUACCGUGGAUUGAAAAUGCUAGCAUAAAGGACAACAUUACCUUUGGGCUGCCGUACGACGAAGAGCGCUACGCAAAGACUGUCGAGGUCUGUGCCCUAAAAAAGGACCUCGAGAUGCUUACGGAUGGCGAGCGAACAGAGAUUGGGGCAAACGGUAUCAACCUCAGUGGUGGCCAGAAGUGGAGAGUGACGCUAGCCCGAGCCAUAUACUCCCGAGCCGGCGUUCUUGUCCUGGACGACAUCUUCAGCGCCGUUGAUGCACAUGUGGGACGUCACAUCUUUGAGAAGUGUUUGAACGGCGAGUUGGCCGAAGGCAGGACGAGAAUUCUGGUGACCCAUCAUGUCGCUCUCUGCGAGCCCAAGACCAAGUAUCUCGUUGAGCUCGGUGAUGGCGGCGUCUUGCACGCUGGGCUUCUCUCGGAGCUACGCGACGAAGGCGCUCUCGCACGGAUCAAGAGCCACGAGCAGACAGCUCAGGAAGUCGAAGCUGACGAGUCGGCCACAGCUGUAAAUUCUGACGAGUCGACCAAUGGAGAAGGCGAGCAAGGCGAUGCCGAUGGUGGCGCCUUGAAGAAGGUCUCAUCCAAGACUGCUGCACGCAAGUUUGUCGAGGACGAAGUCCGUGAGCAGGGGGCUGUUCGGAAGCACAUUUAUCUCACUUACCUGAAAGACAGUGGUGGAUGGGCUUUCUGGUCAUUCGCCUUUGCCAUCUUCACUUGCGUGCAGGUAUUUUCUAUUAGCCGGUCUUGGUGGCUUAAGAUUUGGACGGGCAGCUCUAUGGAAGAAGCACUUGGCAUCCAGCAACACAUGUUGAACACUUCGACAGCCCAUGGCUUCUCCUACGCUGUGGGACUUCAGCAAACUUCAAUACACUCUCUGUCGGCUCCCACGGUUAAAACCCAGAGCAGCGACCUCUCGUAUUACCUUAGCAUCUACGUUGGCCUUGCCGUUGUGUCGUCGGUCAUUGGAACACUGAAGUUUCUGUACAUCUACACAGGCUCCAUUCGUGCAAGCCGCAAGCUCUUUGCCAAGCUGAACUUCACCAUUCUCCGGACCCCUAUUCGAUGGCUCGAUACGGUUCCCGUCGGCCGAAUGCUGAACCGGUUUACGGCUGAUUUCAGCAUCAUUGACUCCCACCUAGCAAACCAGCUGAGUUUCGGAUUCAACGCUUUUCUGAAUCUCAUAGGGGUUAUUGUGGCGAGCCUUUUUGUCUCCCCCUACAUUGUUCUCUUGGCUGCCGUUCUUCUCCUCAUAUGUCUGUACUACGCCAUGCGCUAUCUCAGCAUCGCCCGACCUGUGAAGCGGCUAGAAAGCACGAGCAAGUCGCCUGUCUUCGAGCAGUUUGGCUCCGCACUUUCAGGUGUCGCCACCAUCCGCGGCUUCAACAAGGCCGAGGUCUAUAUUGACCGGAUGCAUCAGAAGCUUGACGACUACACAACUACAACGUGGCACCUGUGGAUCUUCAAUAGAUGGAUGGGCUGGCGAAUGGCACUUGUUGGGUCGCUAUUCGCCGUUUUUGUCGCAAUCCUUGUCCUUCUGACUCCUGGGAUCGACGCGGCUCUCGCUGGCUUUGCUCUUGCCUUCGCACUCGAGUUCUCCGGUGCCGUCAUCUGGACCAUUCGCUUCUACUCGAACAUUGAGCUCAGCAUGAAUGCGGCAGAGCGGAUUAUAGAGUACACCGAAGUCCCAACUGAGGCACUUGAUGGCAAGAAACCUCCAGCCGCUUGGCCAACAGAGGGCCGUAUCGAGGUUGAGGAUCUCGUGGUUGGAUAUGCCUCUGACCUCCCCCCUGUUCUAAAAGGCCUAACCUUCAACAUAAAUCGCACUGAAAGGGUUGGGGUUGUCGGCCGCACCGGUGCCGGCAAGUCAUCGCUGACUCUGGCUCUUUUCCGUUUCCUCGAAGCCCGGUCAGGUAGUAUCCAUGUUGACGGCAUCGACAUUUCUAAAAUAGAUCUACAUGAUCUUCGAUCACGCUUGGCCAUCAUUCCACAGGAUCCGGUCCUUUUCUCCGGCACCAUCCGCAGCAAUCUCGAUCCUUUUGACCAUCACACCGACGCAGAGCUUCGCGACUGCCUGGAACGGGUGCAUCUUAUCAACAACUCGGCCGGGCCCUCGGGCGCCGCCACCCCCACUGCUGGUCGUCCAUCGUCACCCGCAUCCGCCAUCGGCAUCAAGAACACCAACAUCUUCCACAACCUAGACUCGAAAAUCUCGGAAGGCGGCCUCAGCCUAUCCCAGGGGCAGCGUCAACUGCUCUGCCUCGCGCGCGCCAUCGUCAGCCGGCCCCGCGUCAUGGUGCUCGACGAAGCGACAUCGGCCGUUGACAUGCAUACCGACGUGCUUAUUCAGCGCAGCAUCCGCGAAGAAUUCACGGAUGCGACACUCAUUGUAAUCGCCCACCGCCUGAGCACCAUCGCCGAUUUCGACCGCAUCCUGGUGCUGAGUGACGGCCACGUUGCCGAAUUCGGCACGCCCAGGGAGCUGUGGGACAAGGUGGGCGAGGACGGAGAAAGGGGCAUCUUCAGGGGCAUGUGCGAGGAGAGCGGUGAAAAGGACAAGCUGAGGUCUAUUGUGCUUGGACAAGCCGAGUGA